AUGAAGUUGACCACAGUAUCUGCUGCAGCGCUGCUUCUGGCAGGUGUUUUGGCAGAGAGUGAGUCCUCCGAAGCUGCUCAUCUCGAGCGUUUCUGGUCCUAUGGGCGGUCCGAACCAGUAUAUCCGACGCCCAAAACAAAUGGCCUGGGUGAUUGGAAAAGCGCCUAUGAAAAAGCGAAAUCUCUGGUUGCUCAAAUGACAAAUGAGGAGAAGAACAAUCUCACUUACGGAUACACGUCAACCACCAAUGGCUGUUCUGGAAACUCAGGAGGGGCACCUCGUCUAGGAUUUCCGGGUAUUUGCUUGCAGGAUUCUGGGAACGGCGUUCGAGGAGUAGAUAUGGUCAACGGAUAUGCUUCAGGUAUACACGUUGGGGCGGCGUGGAACCGUGAGCUUUCAUACCAGCGCGCUCACUAUAUGGGUGCCGAAUUUCGGAGGAAGGGCGUCAACGUCGCUUUAGGCCCAGUAGUUGGUCCUGCUGGUCGGAUAGCCCUAGGUGGUCGCAACUGGGAAGGGUUCAGUAAUGACCCAUAUCUUGGUGGUGCUUUGGCUGGCGAGACAGUCCGCGGUCUACAGGAGAAUGUGAUUGCAUGCGUCAAACAUUUCCUUGGCUACGAGCAGGAAACUAAUCGCAACCCUCCGAUGCUUUUGACUGACAGCUACAAUCAGUCUGUCUCUUCUAAUGUCGAUGAUAAGACGAUGCAUGAGCAAUACCUCUGGGCCUUUCAAGACACCAUCAAGGCGGGCGCUGGAUCCAUCAUGUGCAGCUAUAACAGAAUCAACAACAGCUACGGGUGUCAGAAUAGCAAGACGCUCAAUGGUCUUCUCAAGGGCGAAAUGGGGUUCCAGGGGUUUGUAGUCACAGAUUGGUAUGGCCAGCACACUGGUCUUGCGAGUACAUUGUCCGGAUUAGACAUGGCGAUGCCUUCAUCAUCAUAUUGGGAGAACAACACACUCGCUUCAGCCGUGAAAAAUGGAUCGCUCCCUCAGACCCGUCUCGACGAUAUGGCCACCCGAAUUGUGGCUUCCUGGUACAAAUAUGCCGAGCUAGAGGAGCCAGGUCACGGAAUGCCAGUCAGCCUUCUGAAACCGCAUAAAGUGGUAGAUGCUAGGGACCCGAAAUCCAAGACGACUAUCUUCCAGGGUGCUGUUGAAGGCCAUGUCCUAGUAAAAAACACCGAUCGCGCAUUGCCACUCAGAACACCAAAGUUUCUUUCCCUCUUUGGUUAUGAUGCUGUCACUGCCUCCAUCAACACUGCAGACAAGGACUCUUUCGGCGGGUGGAGCAUGGGUCUAGACAAUACCAUGUCAUGGUCAAACGGCUCUGCAAUUUCGCCUACUGUCCUUGAAGAGCUCUUCCUUUCCAGUAUUAACCCAACAACUCAAGGCCCCGGUAUUGCCUUCAAUGGAACGAUGAUCUCUGGUGGUGGCUCUGGCUCCACCACUCCAUCUUACAUAGAUGCCCCUUUCGACGCGUUCCAGCGUAGGGCGUAUGAGGAUGACACCUUUCUCGCUUGGGAUUUCACCUCCCCAGAUCCAUUGGUCAACCCUUCUUCGGAAGUUUGCAUUGUUUUCAUCAACGCACAGUCGUCUGAAGGUUGGGACCGCCCAAGCCUCUCAGACCACUACUCUGAUGAGCUAGUCUUGAAUGUUGCAGCUCAGUGCAGCAAUACCAUGGUUGUCAUCCACAACGCAGGUGUACGUCUUGUCGACCAAUGGAUUGAGAAUUCUAACGUCACCGCUGUCAUUUAUGCUCACCUGCCCGGUCAAGACAGCGGCCGAGCCCUAGUGGAAGUCAUGUACGGCAAACAGUCACCCUCUGGUCGCCUUCCCUACACUGUGGCCAAGACCGCGGCGGACUUCGGUUCUCUUCUCAGCCCUACCUUUCCCGAAGGUGAUCUCAACAUUUGGUACCCUCAAUCUAAUUUCACCGAAGGUGUUUACAUCGAUUAUAAGGCCUUUGAGAAGAGUGGAGUCACCCCGCGCUACCCCUUUGGCUACGGUCUCACAUACACGACAUUUGAAUACUCUAGUCUAAAGAUCUCACUUGCCCAUGGCGUGAGUACCAGCUACGCUGCUCCUGGCAGUGUCAUUGCAGAGGGUGGUUUAUCAUCACUAUGGGACACCAUCGCAACAGUCAAUUGCACCAUCGCCAACUCUGGAACUGUGGCAGCGGCAGAGGUUGCUCAGCUUUACGUCGGUAUCCCUGGAGGUCCUGUGAAGGUCCUGCGAGGAUUCGAAAAGCAACUUCUUCAGCCUGGUGCAAACGAGCACUUCUCAUUCGACUUGACACGUCGUGAUCUCAGUACCUGGGACACUGAGAUGCAAACAUGGGGCCUGCAGAAGGGGGCUUAUCAUGUUUAUGUAGGCAAGAGUGUGCUGGAUAUUCAGCUUACUGGAACUUUGACUAUAUAA
This is a messenger RNA of Penicillium odoratum, 2415 nucleotides long. Its product is annotated as beta-glucosidase. Gene Ontology annotation, biological process: glucan catabolic process. The record is from RefSeq and is a predicted model, not a curated record. Bases 1 to 2415 code for a protein of 804 amino acids. Gene Ontology annotation, molecular function: beta-glucosidase activity. Lineage: Eukaryota; Fungi; Ascomycota; Eurotiomycetes; Eurotiales; Aspergillaceae. The transcript has 2 exons.